This is a messenger RNA of Hemibagrus wyckioides, 4139 nucleotides long. Its product is annotated as rho GTPase-activating protein 24. Bases 1792 to 3696 code for a protein of 634 amino acids. The record is from RefSeq and is a predicted model, not a curated record. Gene Ontology annotation, molecular function: GTPase activator activity. Gene Ontology annotation, biological process: negative regulation of ruffle assembly; activation of GTPase activity; signal transduction. Lineage: Eukaryota; Metazoa; Chordata; Actinopteri; Siluriformes; Bagridae. The transcript has 7 exons. Gene Ontology annotation, cellular component: focal adhesion.
ACAUGUCCCAUGAUCUACAAUAAGUGUGUAGUGCAAUGCCUGGGGUAGCUGUUUAAAGCCUGCCGCGCCGCGAUCAAGCAAGAUCUGAUCGCACACUGCCGGGUCCCCAUCGCUCAUUUCCCAGGAGAGAUUAACAUUCCCAAUGAAUUCCCCACAUGACCUCGUAGCCAUAACUGCUGACCAGCCUGGGGCACCUAGAUGGAAAAAAGAUUUUACUAAAAGAUAACACUCACACUCAAGUUCCCUACAUGCUAAGUCGGUGUCCCAGGAGCCAUUUUGGACGUGUCAUCAGGGAGUAAUUCACCCAAACCGGAUACAAGCAUUAAAAAAAGGAGUUGAGGGAGUGCCCAGUAUGGUGUAGUGGAAAGUGACUGGAGACAGGUGACUAUGUUAAGUUAGUAAGCAGGGUGGAGGGGGGUUGAGAGAGAUGGUGACAGAGGAGAGAGGCAAAAAUACCUGGUGGAAAAAAAAAGAGUGAAAGAGGGUGGGGAAAAGGCUACAUGUUCUAGCUCAUUUAUUUUAGUCAAUCUGUGACAGUGGUGUUCAGUGUUAAUGAUUCAUGGAGAGACGAGAAGGAUAUAGGAAAGAGGGAGUCGGCGCCACUUGGCCAUGCUCCAAAGAGCCUGCAGAGGGGUAGUUUGAUACAGGGGUGAGGAAAGGACAGCGGAGGACAGAGAUAGAAGGAGAGCCAGAGAGAGAGAGGGAGAGAGAGAGAGGGAAGGAGGGAGGGGUAGAGAGAGUGUGAGCAAAGGAAAAGGAAAAUGUAAGAAGACAGGUAAGGGAAUAAGAAACAAGGCAUAAGACUGUGAACAUGUGACAUGGGGGAGCUGAGAAAGGUAUUCGGUGAGGGAGACGCCUUGAAGAAUUCCGACAGUGAACUUAGGAGGUGCCAGUUUGCGUCACUGGAAACUCUUUAAGACAAUUACAGCUUCUCAUCAAAGUAAAAAAUAAAACUGGAGCAAGUUAUUACAGACUGAGUUACAUGGCCUGGAUGUUUAAAAGUGGCUGCAAGGUAACCUCAAAAAAGAAACAAAACCGAAGCAAAGAAGAAACAGAAAAACGUGGAUGCCUGCCACCUCCAACCAAAGCUGGUUAAGGUUAAGAGGACAUGCACUGAAGAGAGAAGAACAGGAGGUGCUGGACACUCCGAGAGGACUGGACAAAGUCUGAGCUGGUGGCAUAUUCAUAAAGAUCUGAAACAGCAACUGCAGCUUUAUUUCUUCUAUUUCUAAUGCAGGAACAUUCAUCUUGGAUUUGGGUUUUGUAUUUUUCUCCUACAAAUGUUGGGAAGAUUUUUAUUUAUCUAGAAACAGCUCAGGAAGUUUUUUUUUUUUUUAAAAAAACCUGUAUGCAUGGGACGUAUCGAAGAGGAACAACGCCUCCUGUUAAAGGAGGUUUGUUGUCAACGUCGGAAUGUUGAUAUAUCUGAUUAGCACGCAUAUUUGAGCCUGAGGGUCAGUGCACAUAAACAGGACAAGACAGGGAGUGCCUCUUCCCAGCUCCAAGGCUCACAAAGCACUGGGAUUUAAUCCAUUUACCUGCACACGGGAAAGACGAAGAAGACGAGAGUGAGAGAGGAGUGGGACACACUAUAUUUAAAAAAAAAAAAAAAAAAAACUGAGCAAGCAAAAGAUUUUUUUUUACCUGCCUUUGUGCAGUCUUUCGUUCCAUUCUAGGAUACAUCUGGGAUACUAAGCGUUUCAGAGACGCUGUGAUUUUAAAACCGUGGGAGGUCGGGCAUCUGAGAAUCCAAGACGCAAGGAGACACGAGCAAGGAGGAGAGAGAGGAAGAUGCCUGAGAGCAAGCAGGCAGUCCACCGAACAGGAAGCUACCUCUCCAACUCUGCUUACAGAAAAAUUAAAAGAGUGCUGAGCUUUAAAAGGCGUGUGUUUGGGCAGCGGUUGGAGGAGACGGUGCUGUACGAGCGGCGGUAUGGAGACCACAUGGCUCCUCUUGUGGUGGAGCAAUGUGUGGACUUUAUCAGGGAGCAGGGUUUGAUGGAAGUCGGGCUCUUCAGGCAACCUGGCCAGGCGACGCUUGUCAAAGAGCUGCAGGAGGCUUUUGAUGCUGGGGAAAAACCAUCCUUUGAUAGCAGCACAGAUGUCCAUACAGUGGCCUCUCUGCUGAAGCUGUACCUCAGAGAGUUGCCUGAACCGUUAGUACCCUUCUCUCGCUAUCAAGAGUUUCUUAUAUGUGGCAAAAAAAUCUCCUCACACAGGGAACAGGGAUUGCUGGAAUUGAGAAACCUUCUUCACGAGCUCCCUGUGGCUAAUUUCAAACUGCUGAAAUACAUCUGCCAAUUCUUAAAUGAGGUCCAAUCCUUCUCUAGCACCAAUAAGAUGAGUAUCCAAAACCUAGCCACUGUUUUUGGGCCAAACAUUCUUCGACCUAAAGCUGAAGACCCUGAAAGUAUAAUUGGUGGUGCAGCUGUAGUACAGCAUCUGAUGUCGGAGCUGAUCAGAGAGCACAGCAUGCUCUUCUCAAGAGAAAACAACCGCAAGGCACCAGGAACCUCCGGACCAGCUUUUGCUUCCACGCACAGACAAUGCAGCCUGGUGGAGUGGGUGUACACCAAGCCUACUUCUUCUCCAAGAGAUCCUCAGCUAGGACUGAACAGUGAUGGUGUGCCCCAUCCAACUCAGACUUUCAAACCAUGCUCCAGGAAAUUCUCACUACCUCUUAUGACUGAACGGAGAUGUUCUUCCCAAAGUUCUCACACUCCGCAUCAUCUAGCUGAGAUACAGCAGCAACAACGGGAAGUCCCUUCUCUGGCAAGCUCGACUCUUCUUUAUGAAAACCAUAGUCCGUCCCUCUUGGCACAAGAGUCUCCUCACUCUGGACUUGUGCCUCCCCCCACCACACCACCUACUGCCUCUUCCUCAACAAUUACAGUGGCAGAAGUUGGGCACGACGGCUGUUUGCAGUCUACAAGCUGGCCUGGACUGGGCCAGUGUGCCUGGGAGACUGAGAGAGUUCUAGGAGACAGCGGUGGGAGCAGUGAAGCCCAGGACAGCACAUUAUCUGUAUAUGACAACAUGGUAAUCGGGGUGCAGCUGGAUGACUGUAUAGAAGAAGGUGAAGCUGGCCCUGGGAUGGUAGACCUGGAGGGUGGUACUGCGAGAAUGGCUGACAGCAACAGUUCCUGGUCCUCCUGUGAGAUCCUGCUUGGGGAUGUGGGCUCUGGUAGUGGUGGAACCACUAGCCCUUGCCACAGCUCUGUUUGUUUCCCUUCUUUCAGGUCGGACCUUGGAGAAAGUGACUUGCACCCAUGCUCCCCUGCUUCUUCCACUGCCCCCACAGAUGCCCCAUUGAGUACAGGUAGCAGUGAGGUCUUUCUUCCGAAUGCUUCUUCAGAUUCUCAAGACCCCCCUGCCUCUCAAGCGAUACAGUGCCUCGUGGUUGGCCUACGUCAGCAAAUGGCCAGGCAGAAAGCUGAAUACGAGGCCAAGAUCAGCAGGUUGGAACAGCGCAACGAGGCCCUCCAGGGGCAGGUAGCGGGACUGCGUGCGACUCUGGAGCAACAGCGUCGACAUGUCAGCGUCACUGAAAUCAAGAUGCGGAACACGGAACGAGCUCGGGCUGACGCGGACCGACGGAACGCUACACUACAACAAGAAAUGGAGCAGUUCUUUGAUACCUUCGGAGAGCUGAACUCUGAGGCUCGGAAAACAGAGCGCAUCAUUCAAAGCUUCUGAGCUUCUGACAUUUUGGUCAUUUCUCUCUCUGGCAUGUACAAAUGUUAAAAGCCUACUGGACCAAGCCGGGGGGUGGGGGGGAUUGGGACACACACACAAAAAAGGACCCAACCAUUGAAUAAGAGACACGCAUGUCUGAAAAAUGCCUUGUGCCGCACAGCUAUACACAAAGACAAUGAAAUGGCCCAAAAGUGGAGGUAGGAUGUGUUAGCAAGCAUGGUAUUAUAAAAUACACAAGUCAAUUCUUAUAGAACAUCUAAAGUUGAAACUUUGACAUAUGACUUAACUCCUUAACUAAUGCUGGGUGAUUUGAGAGAAAUGAAACUCAAAAAACAAUUGUAUUUAACUUUAAAUCAAUUCACACAGGCCUAUAUAGGAAACACUUAAGCCACUUAAAACCAGUGCAUUUGUACCAAAAUAAAACGUGUGAAAAGAAAUGUAAA